CAAUGCUGCGAUUGCUGUAAUCUGGGCUUGCGAUUAAGGAGUGAGGGGAAGACCUGCGAGUCCAACAUAAAUCUGGGCUACCCGUGCAGUCAUGUGAUGCUGUCCUGCUGUGAAGGGGGAGAUCACUUCGUCCAUCCAGAAAUAAAAAGGCAUCCUGAGCCUUUGCCAACAGUGACACCUGAGAAGGUUUCAGAGACGGAAGGUCACAAUGAAGCUUUGUCCAUCAGUAAUGAAGCUGAACUGUCAAAUAACCUGCCUGGAGAUGACCUGGAUGAAUGUCUUAUCUAUGGUGGGGAACUCUGUCAGCAUUUGUGUAUAAACACUGUGGGGUCCUACAAGUGUUCAUGUUUUCCAGAAUUCACUUUGCAAGAUGAUGGGACCAGCUGCUCUCCAGAUCCUGACAGAGGACAGGUGACAAAGCUGGAAGCAGAAGCCACCAUCCCUCCAGCUGCCUCUCCCUCUCAGCCUAUUCUCAUUGUGUCCUUACAAGAAGAGCAAGAUAAGUGUAAAGAUAACGGCCCCUGCAAGCACAUCUGCAGUAUUGUGGAAGAAAGUGUUGUAUGCUCUUGUUUGUCUGGAUACACCAUUAUGGCUGAUGGGAUUUCUUGUGAAGACAUUAAUGAAUGCGUAACAGACAGACACACCUGCCAGCGGAGAGAGCACUGCGUCAACACGAUGGGCUCAUUCAAAUGUCUCCAGGAACUGAGCUGUCAGCCGGGUUAUGAACUUAAGGAUGGAGAAUGUGUUGAUAUUGAUGAGUGCGAGAGAGGAACUCAUAGUUGUAAAGUAAACUUCGUUUGUCAGAAUACAGAAGGGUCAUUCUACUGCGAGUCAAAGCAACGCUGCAUGGAUGGUUUUUUACAAGACCCUGAAGGAAACUGUGUUGAUAUUAAUGAAUGCACAUCUCUCCCUGAGCCAUGUAAACCAGGAUUCAACUGCAUCAAUACUGUUGGGUCUUAUACCUGCCAAAGGAAUAUGCUGACGUGCAGCAGAGGCUACCACUCCAAUGAGGAGGGAACUCGAUGCAUUGAUGUGGAUGAAUGUCAAACUGGUGUACACCGUUGCGGCGAAGGGCAGAUUUGUCAUAAUCUUCCUGGGACUUAUCGCUGUGACUGCAAGAUGGGCUAUCAGUACGAUGCAUUCAGUAGAAGCUGCAUUGAUAUAAACGAGUGCUGGAAUUACCCUGGACGCCUGUGUCAGCACACGUGUGAGAACACCCCUGGGUCCUACCAUUGCACUUGUUCUUCUGGUUUCCGCCUGUCUUAUGAUGGGAAGCAUUGCGAAGAUGUGAAUGAAUGCGAUACCAGUCCCUGCAGCCAGGAGUGCGCCAAUGUUUACGGUUCCUAUCAGUGCUACUGCAGGCAAGGUUUCCAGCUAGCAGAAGAUGGGCAUUCUUGUAAAGAUAUUGAUGAGUGCACACAGAGUGCAGGCAUUCUUUGCACCUUCCGCUGCAUGAAUGUUCCUGGUAGUUAUCAGUGUGCUUGUCCUGAGCAGGGAUAUACCAUGGCAGCAAAUGGAAGAACCUGUCGAGACAUCGAUGAAUGUGCAAUAGGAACCCACAACUGUUCAGCUGCAGAGACUUGCUAUAACAUCCAGGGCAGCUUCCGCUGCCUGUCCUUCGAGUGCCCUUCCAACUACAGAAAAGUAUCCGACAUGAGGUGUGAACGAAUCAGUUGUUUUAAUUAUCUGGACUGCCAGAAUACCCCGGUGCGCAUUACCUAUUACCAGCUGAACUUUCAAACCAACAUCGUGGUCCCGGCUCAUAUUUUCCGUAUUGGGCCAUCGCCUGCCUAUGCUGGAGACAACAUAAUCCUUACUAUCAACAAGGGAAAUGAAGAAAACUACUUCAGCACCCGAAGGCUGAACUCGUACACAGGCAUUGUCUAUCUUCAGCGACAACUCCAGGCCUGGCAAAACGAAGAGGCAGCCGCAGCGAUGAGCAGGAGAGCCUCUCAGAUCCAUUAUGCAGUACUCGUGUUAAGUGGCGAUACAUUUCUCCAUGCCCCAGUGGGGCACAUCAGAGUCACCGAAACCCAGAGUUUUCCAUCAGCAUUAGUGUUUGAUUGA
Molecule: messenger RNA, 2067 nt
Organism: Mesitornis unicolor (brown roatelo)
Lineage: Eukaryota; Metazoa; Chordata; Aves; Mesitornithiformes; Mesitornithidae
Product: fibulin-2-like
Biological process (GO): extracellular matrix organization
Cellular component (GO): extracellular region
Molecular function (GO): calcium ion binding; peptidase activator activity
Source: RefSeq, a predicted model, not a curated record